AUGGCCCGCAAGCGCAGGGCGGUCGGCCGCGGCAGUACCAGAAAGCAUCCGGCGAGGGGCCGUCCUUCUGGCUCUACUAAUGCGGCGAAGUCGACCAACGCGGGCAAGUCGAGCGGCGCUAUGUCGGCGGGAAACACCAGGCCGAAGCGCAACCCGAGGAGAGCUGCGAAAGAUCGGUUCGAGGAACACAUGCUCAUGACGAGCCCGAACUCGCAGCUAGUGGAUUUGGACCUUGUGAAACUCCUCGCGCGCCCAGAAGCUUGGGAUUGCCUCGAAGAAGCGGAGAAGCAAGAAAUCCUAAACCUCCUCCCGGAAGACGUCCAUCCCAGCCUGCAUCCUUCGCCAGAUGAUCCGGAUGCAAAGAUCCCUCCUUUGCCCCAGACAUUCCUUCGCUACUCGAAUAACUGGCGAGACGGAGUGCGACAAUUUCAGCUGGAUCUGCAGCUCGGUCGUUACGAUCCAGAAUGGCUACGACAGGCCGAAGAGGCUUCGCAGCAACGAGCUGCAGGAAAUUUUGACAAAUUCAAGGAGCAAGAGUUUGAGGAGUUCUGGGGCCAGAAACAGAAAGUGGAUCAAAGACUUGCGUCCGGAGAGAGCUCCCAAGUGAGAUUGACGACUUUGGUGGAGAAGGGCAUUAUUCAGAAAGGAGACGUCUGGAGGUUGUCGCGGACAUUUACCAAUGGAGGGAAGAACAAGGUCCUUAUUGAGAAAGAAGCCAAGGUUGUGGACAUCAAGAACGGAAAAUUAACAUUUCUAAUUCCUCCCGGGCAACGGGUUGUUCUUCCUGUCGUUGAUUCUCAAAAGUUGGAAAAUUCCUCGACCAACGGCACCUCCAACUCAGUUCAACCGUUCGCCGAUAUUGUGGAAACGAAGGAUCACGUCGAAGGAACCGAAGACUUACAUCUGAAUGGUAACGACACGCGGACUACUGGUGCCACCCAGUUGCCUCGACCCAGGAAACGUGCACACACAACUGCUAAAUCCGAGCAUGAAAAGCCUCCGACUAAUGAUACAAUCGAAACUGGUUUUACCACCGAGUCCACGGCGACAUUCGCAGUGGAGGUUCAUAACCAGCCCGUAGGAACGGAGCUAGGACAGCCUCCACAAGACAACGCUAUUGAGGCCAAUUUGGAAGCAGAAGAUAGCCAUAAGGAAACAGACAAGUCUGUUCACCCGGAAAUUGCAUGUGCCAACGAAGACAGUCCGUCGCCGAUCGCUACGGACGUCGACGGGGUGAUCGUUCCCGAUAUUCAGUCGCCUAGUGCCCUUCUCCUCAAAAUCGUGGAAAUUGACGGGCGGGUCACUGGCAAGAUCUCUCAUGGCAAUUCGUGGAAAGAUUUCCGCUGCCAUCGGGACAAUCAGGACAUGGGAAGCUUGUUCGACAUCAGAUACCAGUGGUAUUCCAGAAAAAAAUGA
Aspergillus terreus NIH2624 is the source of this 1416-nucleotide messenger RNA. RefSeq lists its product as uncharacterized. The coding region runs from base 1 to 1416 and encodes 471 amino acids. Lineage: Eukaryota; Fungi; Ascomycota; Eurotiomycetes; Eurotiales; Aspergillaceae. The record is from RefSeq and is a predicted model, not a curated record. The transcript is spliced from 4 exons.